This is a messenger RNA of Darwinula stevensoni, 594 nucleotides long. The record is from the annotation of a GenBank genome assembly. Lineage: Eukaryota; Metazoa; Arthropoda; Ostracoda; Podocopida; Darwinulidae.
AUGUUGAACGCUCAAUCGCAUGAGUUGGGUCAUAAGCUAGGCGAGGAAGCAGGGGACUCCCUUGUCCUGGGCCAGGGGAAGUAUUCUAUUCAGUCUUGGACUCGUGUAAAGCAAAUUGCUCAACCCUGCACACCCGUCGCUAUGCUGCAUGGCAUCCUAGGCCUUCAUAUGGCUCAUUUCGCCACCCUGUCAUCCGUAUAUCAGGAUCUGUCACUAUCAGGAUAUCAGGACUCCAACAACCCGAACGCCAUGUUUUAUCUUGGUGGCAAAAUGGAACAGCAACUCAGGUUGCCACAUUGGCUGAGAAUGCUGUUGAUGGUGUAUCCCUUCUUGCGAUGGUUGUUAUUUCAAAUUCUCCUCCUCCUUUAUUUGCUUCGGCUCGACGUGGCCCCAGUUCCAGGAGAACUGUUCAAGAACUGUGGCCCCAGUUCAAGAACGGCAUACUCUUUAAACCUGGAUGAAGUCAACUACGUGUCAGAAUAUAAUCAUAGUGUGCUUCCAAUAUCCCUGCCCAACCCAAUUUCAAGUCGGGAAGGGAGACAUCGGGAUCUAGUUCAGGGGUAUGCAACCUGUGGGCCGCAUGUGGCCCGGUAA